Coregonus sp. 'balchen' is the source of this 13010-nucleotide messenger RNA. Lineage: Eukaryota; Metazoa; Chordata; Actinopteri; Salmoniformes; Salmonidae. The record is from the annotation of a GenBank genome assembly.
CGGAAGAGAGGAAACCACACCGUUAUCUGUGGAUGUUUACAACGAAAGCAAAAAUGAAUCCUCCAAUUAUCAACUCGGUGACAACUUCUACUAAAAGUAAGUUAAUGAAAAGGUGCUGUAUGUUUUAACGUUUUACAAAUAGCAAACGUUACAUGCAUCUCUCAUUCAUAACGUGCUGUGAAGCUAGCCAAAGUCAGGAAAGAGCUAGCUAGCUAGCUAGACAUCCUGGCAAUGCUUCGAUUUCACUUUGUUAUCAAAGAUGCGCAUGUUUUAUAGCCUUGAUAUGCCCGUUUUUGUUAUUAGUUAGCAAACUGAAACUACUCUUGCUUAGUAGCUAACUAGCUAGGUACUUUAAAAUAAUUGUCAACAGUCACGGUACUGUUGCCAAACAUUCUAGCUAACAUUUGAGAGAUUUUAGCUUGUUAUUUAAAGGGACUUCAUAACUAAGGGACUCUAGCACCGUCAGUAGUCUGCAUGCUUCACACUUUUGCAGCCAGGAAUUAAGACACACCUGUUUUCCUAUAAUUCAGUGUCAUUUGCUUCGACGUAACACGUCUAGUAAUAUCAGCUAGUACCACUGUAUCAGGGGAGGCUGGUGGAAUGAGCUAUAGGAGGACGGGCUUAUUGUAAUGGCUGGAAUGGAAUUAAUGGAACGGAGUCAAACAUGUAGUUUCCCACCAGCCUCUGCACUGUAUAAACCUAGCUCCUGUACAUGUUGAUAAGGUGUUGCCACAGUCAGCCAUCGUGUUUGAACAUUACUAUAACUGUAACUGUACUAUACUCUUUCCUGCAGGAAAGCGAGAGGCCGAGCGCUCCGUCAACUGGACGGUGGAAGAGACCCAGGUGUUGCUGUGUGCCUGGAGUGACGAGCGCGUGCAGAAGAGCCUGGCAGAGAAUGUCCGUAACCGCCAUGUCUUCAAACACCUCUCAGCCCGCAUGUGUGACUUGGGCUUCUCACGCAGCCCUCAUCAGUGCCGGCUCCGCGUCAAGACCCUCAAGGCCAACUACGUCAGAGCCAAGCUGCUGAUGAGCGAGGACGACUCCCAGCCCUGCAGUUUCAGGUACUACGCUGAGAUGGAUGCUGUGCUGGGGAGAAACCGCGCUGUGGAGGGGACUGGAGGAGGGCGCCAUUUUGGAUCUCCUGAAGGCAUAGGAGGAUUAGGAGGGUACCAUUUUGGGUCUGAAUUGAUCGUAGGAACAGGGCGCUAUUUUGGAUCUGAAGGGAUUGGAGGACUAGGAGGAGGACGCCAUUUUGGAUCUUCUGAGGGGACAGCAGGACGACAAUCCCGGUAUCUGGUGUCUGAGAUGAAGGUGGAGGAGGAGGACAGAGAGGCAGAGGACACAGACGACUACGAGUUCAACGGCGUAGGAAUCACCACUCGGUCACUGGCUGGCCCGGGUGGAAGACGCCAUGAUGCUUUUCUAGAGCACAGCAACGACUGUCAUGAACCUGUUGGUAUGUAUUCUACUGUCUGUCUGUCACACUUUCUGCUAUCAGUGCCACUAUCAUUAUCAUUUAAAGGUAGACUCAGCGAGAUGACGUUGAAAUUGGGUCGUUACAGCUCAAAAACAACAAGAAAGAGGAUUUUGAACACACACCAUCUCACAUUGUUCUGAAAUUGUUUCUGUUGGUAGAAACAGAUAAGAUUAGCGUUCCUGAAAUAUUAUUUUGUUGAAAUAUUAUUUAAUCGCUGAGAAAUUAACCUAAUUGAUUGCAUCCAAAUUGGCGUUUUUUUUUAAUUUAUAGGAUUCAUAUAAUAUUAAAUAAAUAUAGUACCUAACAUCCGAUUUGGACCAACCUUUUUUUUAAACAAUGAGUUAGUCAUGAGGAAUCCAAAGAAAUGGUCAAAAGCCACCCACGAACCCCCACACCGCACGCCAAUCCCACCCCAACAACAAGUAUAUAGUAUCAGUUCUUUGUGUCUGACAAGUAGUAUGGAGCGGUGGCUUGUUUCUUCAUCCUAUGUAAUGGAAUCAGUUCUUUGUGUCUGGCUGUCCCUUAGUGGUAGAGCGUGCUCAUCCCCUGGACUAAACUGUCCCUUAGUGGUAGAGCGUGCUCAUCCCCUGGACUAAACUGUCCCUUAGUGGUAGAGCGUGCUCAUCCCCUGGACUAAACUGUCCCUUAGUGGUAGAGCGUGCUCAUCCCCUGGACUAAACUGUCCCUUAGUGGUAGAGAGUGCUCAUCCCCUGGACUAAACUGUCCCUUAGUGGUAGAGCGUGCUCAUCCCCUGGACUAAACUGUCCCUUAGUGGUAGAGCGUGCUCAUCCCCUGGACUAAACUGUCCCUUAGUGGUAGAGCGUGCUCAUCCCCUGGACUAAACUCGUCCCUUAGUGGUAGAGCGUGCUCAUCCCCUGGACUAAACUCGUCCCUUAGUGGUAGAACGUGCUCAUCCCCUGGACUAAACUGUCCCUUAGUGGUAGAGCGUGCUCAUCCCCUGGACUAAACUGUCCCUUAGUGGUAGAGCGUGCUCAUCCCCUGGACUAAACUGUCCCUUAGUGGUAGAGCGUGCUCAUCCCCUGGACUAAACUGUCCCUUAGUGGUAGAGCGUGCUCAUCCCCUGGACUAAACUGUCCCUUAGUGGUAGAGCGUGCUCAUCCCCUGGACUAAACUGUCCCUUAGUGGUAGAGCGUGCUCAUCCCCUGGACUAAACUGUCCCUUAGUGGUAGAGCGUGCUCAUCCCCUGGACUAAACUGCCUGGACUAAACUGAAACGUUGUGUGCUGAAGUUUGUAUGGUUCUCAAAAGUUUCCUAAUAACGAACAAUUCCUUAUUCUUCUAAUUGCUUGGCCUGGCUAUAGCAAUAAGUAAGAUGGCUAACGCGACCGAAACGACGAAGGCUAACAAGCUGGGUUUGGGUUCGCGACCAUGCCCCAAUUAAUUAAAAGAUAAUCACUUUGGUUGUCUUGUAUGUCUCGGCUCGGUGCAUGCUCAGGCUGCCUUCGCUCAAAUCAGUUUGUGUUUGAGACUAGGGGAUGGCUGGCACUGUUCCCCUGCUAGUCCGCAGCGCAGGUUCUCUUGACAAUCGUGUAGCAUUCUUUAGGGGGCUUGGUGUUUCCGAUAGUGACAUCAUUGCUGUGAUGACAGUGCCCCCACGUUUUGUUACGCCAAACGGGGUACUACGUCAGCCAUUGCCGGGGGCAGUGUACACCCAUAAGGGGGCAGUGUACACCGAGUGAGGCUCAUUGUGAGUUCUCCCAGGUGGCACUGCCAAUCAGUGGACGUCACUGAUUGCUGGAGCCCUUGUACCCAGAGUUGGCCGCGCUUUAGGAAAAUCUUGGCACAUAAACACCGUUUUUUUCAUCCUCAAAGUUCUGCAGUGUUCGCGGGUGUCAAAAGUGUUGUGUCUCCCGCAUGUGAGUUUGAGGAAAAGUGUCCCUUCUCCAUGUAUAGACACACGAUUGUCCAGAGUGGUGGAAAUGGAAGAAGAACCAAUCUCUCCCAGUCCACAAGGUGGCGUCCCACCCCUUCAGCUGACACUUCAUUGGAGGCUCGCUGUCUGCUCGGACCAGUGGCGUGCAUGCGCAGUGUCACCCUGGAUCAUGCGAACAGUGACGACAAUUCGUUGUGCAUCCCCAACGCUUCUGCAGUGUCAUCGUGUCGACUGUUCCGGAGGACUCAGCGUCCUUUUUGAGGGAGGAAAUAUCCUCCCGUCUCCAGAAACAGGCAAUCUGAGUAGUUCCUUUGUCGAAGAGCCAAGACGGUUGGUACAGCCGGUAUUUCCUGGUUCCCGGAAAGGGACGGGUCUUUGCGUCCCAUUCUAGACCUGCGUUCUCUCAGCAACAACGCAGAAAGAAAGAAAAUAGAGAAAUAAUAGAAAAGUAGAACACGUAAUAAUAAAUACACAACGAGGAACGAUAACUUGGCUUCCAGUACAGAGUCGAUGUGCAGGGGUACGACGUAAUUGAGGUAGAUAUGUACAGGAAUAGAUGACAGAUAAUAAGUAGUAGCAGCAGCGUAUAUGUGAUGAGUCAUAAAAGUUAGUGCAAAAAGGGUCGAUGUCCGGGUAGCUAUUUGGUUAACUAUUAUGGCUUGGGGUUCAGGGGUCAUGUUGGUUCCGGACUUGGUGCAUCGGUUCUGCGUGCCGUAGCUGAGAGAUCAGUCUAUGGCUUGGGUGGCUAGAGUCUGACCAUUUUUAGGGCCUUCGUCUGACACCGCCUGGUAUAGAGGUCCUGGAUGGCAGGGACCUCGGCUGUACGCACUACCCUCUGUAGCGCCUUGCGGUCGGAUGCCAAGCAGUUGCCACACCAAGCGAUGAUGCAGCCAGUCAAGAUACUCUCAAUGGUGCAGCUGUAUAACUUUUUGAGGAUCUGAGGGCCCAGCCUGAGGGGGAAGAGGCGUCGUCGUGCCCUCUUCACGACUGUGUUUACAUUUACAUUUUAGUCAUUUAGCAGACGCUCUUAUCCAGAGCGACUUACAGUUAGUGAAUACAUAUAUAUAUAUUUUUUUUAUACUGGCCCCCCCGUGGGAAUCGAACCCACAACCCUGGCGUUGCAAACGCCAUGCUCUAUCAACUGAGCUACAUCCCCUGCCGGCCAUUCCCUCCCCUACCCUGGACGACGCUGGGCCAAUUGUGCGCCGCCUCAUGGGUCUCCCGGUCGCGGCCGGCUGCGACAGAGCCUGGAUUCGAACCAGGAUCUCUAGUGGCACAGUUAGCGCUGCGAUGCGGCGCCUUAGACCACUGCGCCACUCGGGAGGUUGGUGUGUGAGGGCCAUGACAGAUCCUUAAGGCGUCCGCUUCCCAGCCGAAAAACAGUUCGGAAGAGUUCGUACCAUAUAUUCUGAUGACAUUUUUGUGACGUUUUUGUUCGUUUUGGACUUCGGAGAUGUUUUUUUUUUUGUCUGUUCGGGCACCAGCAUUUUUUUCUGGAGGCAAGCCGAAGUUUGGAGCCGAAGUUUACGCCCCUUCGCCAGUGAUUGGUCAACAGUAGGGAUUCUUAAAUAAAGUAUUUGUCAUUCAACGUUAAGACGACUUGUUUUCAUGUUUAAAAAAAAAAUUGGUUACGCUAGCCAAGUUCGGCAAGGCGCCAGCCGAACUGAAGCAUGCUGACGCCUUUAGUGAUGUAGACGCCAAGGAACUUGAAGCUCUCGACCCGCUCCACUAUAGCCCCGUCGAUGUGAAUGGGGGCGUGCUCGGCCCUCCGUUUCCUGUAGUCCACGAUCAGCUCCUUUGUGUUGCUGACGUUGAGGGAGAGGUUGUUGUCGGUCUCUGAGCUCCUCCCUAUAGGCUGUCUCAUCGUCAUCGGUGAUCAGGCCUACCACUGUUGUGUCGUCGGCAAACUUAAUGAUGGUGUUGGAGUCGUGCCUGGCCAUGCAGUCAUGGGUGAACAGGGAGUACAGGAGGGGACUGAGCACGCACCCCUGAGGGGCCUCCGUGUUGAGGAUCAGCGUGGCAGAUGUGUUGUUACCUACCCUUACCACCUGGGGGCGGCCCGUCAGGAAGUCCAGGAUCCAGUUGCAGAGGGAGGUGUUUAGUCCCAGAGUCCUUAGCUUAGUGAUGAGCUUGGAGGGCACUAUGGUGUUGAACGCUGAGCUGUAGUCAAUGAGCAGCAUUCUCACAUACGUGUUCCCUCUUGUCCAGGUGGGAAAAGGCAGUGUGGAGUGCAAUAGAGAUCUGUUGAGGCGGUAUACGAAUUGGAGUGGGUCCAGGGUGUCUGGGACGAUGGCGUUUCAAAGCAGAUGUGAGUGCUAUGGGACGAUAGUCAUUUAGACAGGUUACCUUGGUGUUCUUGGGCACAGGGACUAUGGUGGUCUGCUUGAAACAUUAAGGUAUUACAGACUGUGUUAGGGAGAGGUUGAAAAUGUCAGUGAAGACGCUUGCCAGCUGGUCAGCAUAUGCUCUGAGUACGUGUCCUGGUAAUCUGUCGGGCCCUGCGGCCUUGUGAAUGUUAACUUGUUUAAAGGUCUUACUCACAUCAGCAACGGAAAGCGUGAUCACACAGUUGUCCGGAACAGCUGGUGCUGUCAUGCAUGGUUCAGUGUUGCUUGCCUCGAAGCGAGCAUUGAAGGCAUUCAGCUCUUCUGGUAGGCUCGCGUCACUGGGCAGCUCGCGGCUGGGUUUGCCUUUUGUAAUCCAUUAUAUUUUGUAAGCCCUGCAACAUCCGAAGAGCGUCAGAGCCGGUGUAGUAGGAUUCGUGUCACUCUCCUUAAAAACUGCAUCUCUAGCCUUUAGCUCAGUUCGGAUGUUGCCUGUAAUCCAUGGCUUCUGAUUGAGAUAUGUACGUACGGACACCGUGGGGACAAAGUCGUUGAUGCACUUAUUAAUGAAGCCAGUGACUGAUGUGGUAAACUCCUCAACUACAGAAACGAUUUCAGAACAAUCUGAGUUGGUGGGUGUCAUGGCUGAAAUUACAUGGAACGACACAAGCACAAAGAACUGUAAACACAUAGUGGGUCAAUUUCUGCAACAACUAACAACUUGGAAGUUCGAGGCUAAACGCCUCUGCUGUUUUGGUCCCGUGGCUACGUUUUAGCAGCCGUGCUCAUAUACUCUGUGUGACUUAGUGAGAGCAAAGUUUUGCAUCACAUUCAUUCCAAUAUCUGCAGUGCUGUUAAUUGCAAUGUCAUCUCGCUCCGUCUACCUUUUUUAAAUGAUCAUUUCUAACAAAUCAGAUUGGCUUUCACUGAGUUCCGUGCUCCCUAGGCAAUUAACUCUACAUCAGAUUGGCUGAAGCACAAUGUACCAAGGUUAUUAUAGUUUAACGAUUUAAUUAGUUUUUUUUUUUUUUUCUAUUCGUUUUUUGUUUUAUUUUAAAUUCAGUUUAGUUUCAGUUUGUUUUCAGAGUUAAUUUACUAGUUUCUAUUUAGUUUCAGUUUGAUAAAAAAAAAACAUUUUAUAUUUCAUUUUUACAUUUUUUAGUUUUAGAAAGUAGCCUAUAUUGGCAGCCAUGGAUGUGUUGUAGGCUUUGAGUAGUUUUUUUUGGGAUGUCACUCUGUAUCUGUGUCAAGGGACUUUUUUAUUACAAAAUAAAUGCAUUGUUGGUUAAGGGCUGUAAGUAAGCAUUUCACUGUAAUGUGCAUGUGGCCAAUACAAUUUGAUUUGAUUUGCUUUGCUGGCUAGCGGAGUAGAACACUUGAUAAAGAAAAGGAGUGCCUCACACUCUAGGAGCUCAGAUGCAAUAUUUUAGUAACCAACAUUUCGACAGACAAGCUUGUACCCUGAUGAAGACAGCUCGUCUGUCCAAACGUUGGUUUUACAGUUAUUGCAUCUGAGCUCCUAGAGUGUGAGGCUUUCCUUUUCUUUAUCAAGGGACAGUGUGGGCGGCUAGGAGCCAGUUAAGUGUUGUAGGACUAUAGUUUGUUUUUUGGGAUGUCACUUCUUGCCACUGGGGGGGGGUAGUAAUACAUAAGGUGAUGGGCCAGGACCAUAGACUUGGAUAGACAACAUCUCUGUAUCUGUGUCAUGAUGGCAUCAGUGAGAGCAUGGGGUAGCACCAUCCGUGUAGCACUAUUGGGGCCAUCUCCAUCUUGAAAUAGUAAAUGUUCUUCUUCACAAGUGAAAUUAAUUGGCUGAUUCUUCCUGAUGACCCGGCUGUCAAGACCCCAACCGGGUCGUCAGGUCAUGCCAACCGGUUCAUCAGAAAGGAUCAGCCAAUGAAGUUGACUAAAUCAAAAUGGUGAAAGUCAUCAAUGGCGCUGCCCAUGCUAACACAGGCUUUUGGCCACUAGAGGACUCCAUACAGCUCCUGGGCCUGGACACAGGUUUGGUUACAUUUAAAUUAUCAAUCAAUCCUAAUGUGACUUGGAUUUAAAGGAUAAGCGCCUAGACUGGUGCAAGAAGUAUGGUGGAAGGAAACUCUCUUGCCCAAGUUUACACCAAUCCAGUGCUUAUUUAGCUUUAGUAGUAUAUGUAAGACGAAUCAAGUACCUUUAUCUGACAGAAAGAGAGAGGAAAAAACAAUUAAAUGAAGUCAUGGCACAUUUGACAUGUUAUGUAAUAUUAAUAUCACUCUGCCUUUUUCCUGGUUGCAAAAAUUAUAAAAGUUUGCCUCAUUGCACAACAAUUCUAAAGGCAAUCACAUGUACAAAAUAAAAAUAAAAAUAAAUAAAUACAAUGGCCACGAUUAAAAAUAGCUAUUUUUAUUUCUCAACUAGUAAUUGAAGCGCUUCCCAUUCACCAUUGAAGUGUAUAGGCAACUAGGAAGGCUUCAGCGCGUCACACGCCACUUUGCAAUGACCUGGAGGCAGUAUGCAUUUUGAAAACAUGCUUAAUUGUUUGAAACCUGAACAUUUUACUACAUAUUAUGAGGCAUGGCUUCAAAGUAGCCAAAAUCCAACCAAACGUGCAGGCAAUUACUUUAUAAAGACGUCCAUAUGCCAUUGAAACCAGUAGCCUUUUUCUUUCAAGUUCUAUUGGUUUUCAAAUCAACCGUCUUCCUGCGGUCCUGCUGCUCCACAGAUGUACUCUCUGAUUUGCUGAAGUACAAAAGACUCUGCUUCCCUCAUAGGCUGAGCGAUAUAUUUAAUUAAUUCAAAUUAUGUUUUUUGUGCAAUAUUCCAAACGCCUGUAUCGCAAGAAUCAAGUUUUUUUUUUUUUAUUUUUUUUUGAUUUUCGUAGCGUUUGUGUUCGCUUGUUCUCAUGUUGUCUUUUUUGGUCUCGUCUCCUUCACACCUUCCCAUUUACACCAGAGAUCCGUGUGUAAUGAGGAGAUGCUCACAUCUCAACCCUAACAAUGGGAGCCGUUGUCCCAAAGGCGUGAAGGCAGGCCAUAGAAACACAUUGGGCUUAUUUUGGACAAAUCUUGGCUAGAGUGAAACCUUUCGCUUCGCCUCUUCCUCUCUUCCCCCCCUUGCCACUCACAACAACAAAGAUGAGAGAUCACUUCCUCCUCUCUGACAAGCGGUUUCAACUCGCUAUUUGCAAUUUGGUCCAACAGAAUCGGUCAUAUGGACACAAACACAUUGAGCCAUUAUUUUACUGUAAUAGAGGAGAAGUUAACCUUUCUAACCUUUUUUAUGUCUCAACUCAAAUUGCGCUCAGAGCAGACACUACUAAAGCGGGAGUAUCAAUGAACAUUAAUUCUGGGAUAUUUGUCGCGCUGCAUUAUAAUACCACGUACCGCUAGCAGCAUUUUAGCCAAAGAUUAUGCAUGGUUUUAACUAAAAAGGCAUUUUCAGAGACUUAAAAGCCAGAUCAGUGAUUAUUGCAAAAAAGUAGGUAAAACUAUUUCGAUAGAAUAAUAUAAUUAUUAGGUGGUCUAAUAUAAUUAUUAAAUUAUUGCUGACUGUUUGAAAUGUAGUGUAUUUGACCUUUUAAUUGUACAACAAAACUUAGAUAUAAAUAAAUAAAUGUUGGCCAUAAGUUUAAAAAAACAUCUAGAUGUGAGGCCAUAUCGCACAGCCAUAUUCCCUCAUCAGUGGCUCCAUCUCUGUUGAGCAACGUGCCAGAGACAGGCAAGCUGCUGCAGGGGUUGGAUCGAAGUUGGCUGCCCGACGAUUCAGUAUGCAUGUCAAGCGCUCACGCAGUGACUUCAGGAGGACACGUGGCAACUGUUUUGCAACCCGUAGUUGAAUGCCUCAAGAUUGGCACCACAUCAGACACACGACCGGCUGUCAGUUUUGAAGUAAACGGCUCCAACAACUUCCCAAUCUGCUCUAGCUUGGCCCAGUCACGCCCCGUGCUCGUCCUCAGAUGUCUUCCCUGUUAGCUAGUGAUGGUGAUGCACAAGCUAGGACUAUUUGAAACAUCGCCAUCUACUGGCAACAUUUUACCCGCCAGAUUCAGAAGCUCGAAAACCUCGUUAUAAAAAUAGCUUGGAAACCCCAUUUCAUUUUUUGCCCAAAGUUUAGAAUAAAAAAAUAAAACUAAAUCUAAACAUAAUUUAUAAUGUUUCUAUUUUAUUUUAGCAUUCAAAAAUAGUAGUUUCAGAAUAGUUUGUUUUUUCAAGUGUUUUUUUUAUUGUAUUUUUUAUUUUACUAAAUUGUUUUUUCCAAUUUUUGUUUUUAUUUUCGUUUCAGUUUUAAUUUACUAUAAUAACCUUGCAAUGUACUCUACUGUAUCAACAGUUUACUCAAUUUUCAUGCAAAUCAAAUUGCCCAGUGUUGGAACAAUAAAGCUUUAAUUUAAUCUGAUUUUCUUUUUUUUUUUUUUUUUUUUGUGAAUCUAUUUAAUCUCUUGCCUUGCAGUUCAUCCAUUGGAGGAUGACCGCAGCUCCAGGUCAACACCCCCACCACCCCAGCCUGCUUCCCCUUUCUCUCCACCCCCAGACCAUAGCCCCAACCUGGGCAGUGCUACCGCCAUCCCCUCCACCCAGUCCCUGGAGCCUGUGUUGAAGCACCUGGCAGACUGCUUCCAGAGGCUGGUCUCAGAGUCCCGGGAGUUGAUGGUGCAGCUGGAAGGCCAGAGGCAGGAGCAGGUCAGAGACAUACAGACAUCGAAACUAUGAAAAUAACACACAUGGAAUCGUGUAGUAACCAAAAAAAGUGUUAAACAAAUCAAAAAUAUAUUUUAUAUUUGAGAUUCUUCAAAGUAGCCAGCCUUUGCCUUGAUGACAGCUUUGCACACUCUUGGCAUUCUCUCAACCAGCUUCACCUGGAAUGCUUUUCCAACAGUCUUGAAGGUGUUCCCACAUAUGCUGAGCACUUGUUGGCUGCUUUUCCUUCACUCUGCGGUCCGACUCAUCCCAAACCAUCUCAAUUAGGUUGAGGUCGGGGGGAUUUUGGAGGCCAGGUCAUCUGAUGCAGCACUCCAUCACUCUCCUUCUUGGUCAAAUAGCCCUUACACAGCCUGUCCUGUUGAAAAACAAAUGAUUGUCCCACUAAGCCCAAACCAGAUGGGAUGGCGUAUCGCUGCAGAAUGCUGUGGUCGCCAUGCUGGUUAAGUGUGCAUUGAAUUCUAAAUAAAUCACAGUCAGUGUCACCAGCAAAGCACCCUCACACCACCUCCUCCAUGCUUCACGGUGUGAACCACACAUGCGGAGAUCAUCCGUUCACCUACUCUGCGUCUCACAAAGACACGGCAGUUGGAACCAAAAAUCUCAAAUUUGGACUCAUCAGACCAAAGGACACAUUUCCACCAGUCUAAUGUCAAUUGCUCGUGUUUCGUGGCCAGAGCAGGUCUCUUCUUCUUAUUGGUGUCCUUUAGUUAUGGUUACUUUGCAGCAAUUUUACUAUGAAGGCCUGAUUCACACAGUCUCCUCUGAACAGUUGAUGUUGAGAUGUGUCUGUUACUUGAACUCUGUGAUGCAUUUAUUUUGGCACACAUACAGUUCUGCUAACUUUUACAUUGUUAGCACCGUUGAGCAUAGAGCUGGGCGAUAUGGACUAAAGUCAUAUUGCGAUAAAUGUAACUAUUUUGCUCAAUAACAGAGAAUUUGCUGACAUCUUUGUAGCCUAUAGACUUUAUUAUUCAAAUGAAGGGGAACUCAAACACUUAGCCAGAUUGCUAGCUCUAAAUAUGAAUAUGUUGCCAUGUAGGCUAAUUGAUUAAUCUAUCAGUAAAUGUCCUACAAAAACUUUCCAGCGCUAGACUUGAUGUAGGCGUAGUCACUUCAAAUGGCUCCGCGCAUCAAAACCAUCCUAACUAAAACCUACUCUGGAUUGAAAGUGGUGCCAUUAACUCAAUAUUAAGAGAUACAUUAUAUUUUAGUCAUUUAGCAGACGCUCUUAUCCAGAGCAACUUACAGUUAGUGAGUGCAUACAUUAUUUUUUUUCAUACUGGGAAUCGAACCCACAACCCUGGCGUUGCAAACGCCAUGCUCUACCAACUGAGCUACAUCCCCUGCCGGCCAUUCCCUCCCCUACCCUGGACGACGCUGGGCCAAUUGUGCGCCGCCCCAUGGGUCUCCCGGUCGCGGCCGGCUACGACAGAGCCUGGAUUCGAACCAGGAUCUCUAGUGGCACAGACCACUGCGCCACAAAGAAAGCUGUGACUCUCCUCUCUGUAACUAGAACAACAGUAGUUCAUUGAAAACUGUAUUUUUUCCCGCAAUAGCGUUGUGCAUUUAUGCUUCUUAGAAUACAUCUCUCCCUCCUCUUUCAUGGCAGGAAUCAACAUAAUGCAUAGGGCUGUUAUUACUGUUGACCAAAUCAUGGUUUUAGAACAAUCUACAGGAACGUUGUGUAGCAGCAAAAUCACAAAAUAUUACAGACGUAAGCAAAAUACUUCUGUAAGAGGAAGGCAAUGCCGUUUUGUCUGUAAUUUUCGGUUUAUUGUCCCAGGUUCCAUUUAUCCAUUCAUGAUGAAUAUUUGGAUUCUAAUUUGAAUUUUAGACCUUCAGAAGGUUGCUCAUGGGGAGCUAAGGAGAACCGCAUUAGUGCAGAACGGCAUCACGUACCCACACAACUCGUUGGUCCUUGUCACGGAUGGGCUAUUGCAGCAGACGACCACACCGGGUUCCACUCCUAUCAGCUAAAAAAAACAGUGGUCAAGCGAUCACCAACACUGGACAAUUGAGGAGUGGGAAAAACAUUGCCUGGUUCGACGAAUCCCAGUUCCUGUUGCGUCAUGAUGAUGGCAGAGUCAGGAUUUGGCGUAAGCAGCGUGAGUCCAUGGACCCAUCCUGCCUGGUGUCAACGGUACAGGCUGGUGGUGUGGUGAAUGUUUUCCUGGCACACGUUAGGUCCCUUGAUACCAAUUGAGCAACGUUUCCAUGCCCAAAGAAUUCGGGCUGUUCUGGAGUUAAAGGGGGUCCGACCCGGUACUAGAUGGGUGUACAUAAUGCUUUUGGUAGAAAACUCAGUGUCUAAACUCUCUCUCUCUCUCUGUGUGUCUAUGUCAGGCUCGCUGGCAGCAGGACUUGCUGUCCCAGUGGCUGGAGAAGGAGGAACUGAGGCAGAGGGAGGCCGCGGACAGGGAGGACCGGCGGGAGAGGGCCCGUAUGGAGCAUGAAAUCAGGGUACUAACGCUCCUCAGUGGUCUGGCCCAGAACCAGCAGAGACCGAAGCAGACACCACAUCACAGCCACAGCUGUUGCCACCAGUGUAGCAGGGUGGAGGGGGUAGCGGCAGGUGAGAUUGGGGCGUCGACCACUACCAGGCAUGAUGAUGGAACUGAGGACAGAGACAGGACAUAA